This is a messenger RNA of Pelagomonas calceolata, 1000 nucleotides long. Lineage: Eukaryota; Pelagophyceae; Pelagomonadales; Pelagomonadaceae. The record is from the annotation of a GenBank genome assembly.
AUGCUCGUUGAGCCCUCGAAGACCACCGGCAGGGCCGACGCCGAGAUGCUUGAGAUCGUUCAGCAUCUUGUCCUGUCGUCGCCGCCCGGUGAGUUCGACGAGGUGUGGUAUGACGCGCAGAUUCUGGUACCCAAACUUAUCUCGCCGCAGAUACUCGCCGGCAUUGCGCGCGCGUACAACCAUGAAAAUUUAUCUGUGGCAAAGACAGCAGAUGGUCUUCGCGUGCUGUUGCAUAAGGCUGCCGAGAUCAGCCCAACGCGCUACGUUGAUUAUACUACGAGAACCACAUUCCGCGUGGACCAUGUUUUGCGUAGUGCGGUAACUGUUAAGGAGACCCUAAUACCCACCAUGCAUGAUGUGAUGCGCCAUGCCAUCGAUGAUGCUGCACGCUCUUAUGUGAUGACGACAUUCGAUGUAGAUGCCAGACCAAGCGCAGCUGUCCACGUGAACAUCGGACGCGCCGAGCUUGUGAUUGCAAUGUCUGGCGAGCGCGCUAAUCUGAGCAACUUCUGGAGCGGCAAUUGGCGCUCCGAGUGGACGGAGCAGUGGCAGCGUAAUUCUUGACAGUUCACUGAGCAAGCUAGGCUUGAGAGGGAAGGGAGAGUCAGCGAUCGCCGUUGUUUCACGAUACGCUGAAUAGCCUUCCUCGCAGGUAGUGCUCGGCGACGGCGAGGCCAUCGUCUCCGGGACUGUAAAGGUCCGCGCUCACUAUUUUGAGGACGGCAACGUCCAGCUUCAGACCACAAAAGCAUUUCACCCCGCCUGCAUCUUUUUUGAGACACCCCGCAUGCUUGGCACCGUCAUCAUUGAACAGGUCAGGACUGCAGAGUCUGCGCUUCAGUGUGGUCUUGAGAGGAUGUAUGAUAACGUGUCCGUCAAGACAGCCAAGGCAAUGCGCCGCGUCCUGCCAAUUACGCACGUGAAAAUGAAUUGGAACAUCCACGAGUUGUCACUGAACCGCAGCUUCAGCCUUUCGAAGAAUGCGCAGCAGGAGCGCUAG